CAGGCGCAUAGAGAAGGAACACGAGGAAGGAAAGCAGUAAAUAAAAAAUAUGAAUGAUUGAAUUUGAUUAAUUAAAAAAGUGUUUUACAACCAACAGAGGACAGAGGGCGAUAUUACACUGGUCUUCAAUCAUCUUAAACCCGGAACAAGGAGAAGAAGAUGAAACAAAAACAAAAAUGGCUUUCUCUUGGUCAGUCCCCAGUUACGAGCUCUCCUGUUCGGUCUGCCAGGACACAUACAAAGACCCGGUUCUCCUUGCGUGUGGCCACAGUUUCUGUAAGGUCUGUGUGCUACAAUGGUGGAGAACCAAACACAUGCGCGAAUGUCCCGUUUGUAAGACGGUGUCUUCGACCAACAGACCUCCUCGCAACCUCGUGUUGAAGAACCUAUGCGAGGCUUUCCUUCUGGAGGUGGAGGCCGGGGUCGUCUGCCGCCUGCACGCCGAGAAACUGAAGCUCUACUGCCUGGACCACCGGAGCCCGGUUUGUGUCGUCUGUCGGGAUUCAAAUGAGCACAGGAACCACAGCUUUACGCCCGUGGACGAAGCUGCAAAGGGGAGCAGAGACGACCUGUUGGAAAACCUGAAGCCCUUGCGAGACAAAGUGAAACUCUUCAACGAAAUGAAAGUCAGCUGGGAGAAGACGGAUGAAGAGAUUCAGAACCAAGCGCAGGACACGGAGGAGAAGAUACGGAGCGAGUUCGACGUGCUUAAGGUGUUUUUACAAACCGAGGAAAAGGCCAAGAUUGCAGCACUGAAGCAGGAAAGUGAACUCAAAAGAGCCAUGGUGAAAAACAAGAUUGCAGCGUUGAGCAGAGAGAUAACCGCCAUGGAAAGUACCAUCAAAUCCAUAGAAGGAGGGCUGAAAGAGGAUGACCCCACCUUCCUGUUCAAAGUGGAUGCUUUAAAGAAAGAAGCUCAGCGCCCCCUGAUGGAGGACCCAAAGCAGAUGACAGGGGCCCUCAUCGAUGUUGGCAAAUAUCUGGGAAAUAUUAGGUUCACCGUCUGGUACAAAAUGAAGUAUCUAGUGUCCUACACCCCCGUAAUCCUGAACCCCAACAGUGCCCACCGAGAGCUGCAGCUGUCCGAUGGUUUGACCAGUGUGAAAUGUGCACCGAGGCAGCCUCUUAAUGUUCUGCUCCACACCCAGCCAGAGAGGAUGGACCAGCACCGCAGCGUCCUGGGCUGCCAGGGCUUCAGCUCGGGGAGGCACAGCUGGGAUGUGAGGGUUGGAGACAAUCAAGUGUGGGCGCUGGGUGUGGUGGCGCAGGAAGCCCAGAGGAAGAGGGAUUUACUGUCCGGGUUGUGGAUGUUGAGGUUCUCUCACGGUAAAUUCACAGCCUUUUCCCCGUCUCGUCCGGUGACUGUCCUCCCACUGAAGGACGGGCUCCAGAAGGUCAGAGUGCACCUGGACUGGGACAAAGGAAAGCUGUCCUUCUUGAACCCAGACACUGCCGAGGUCGUACAUACCUUCACACACACAUUCACCGACAGGCUGUUUCCAUACAUCAACACCUGGAAGGACCAUCCAGUGAAGAUAUUGCCACUGAAUAUCUCUGUAGUAGUAACGUAACUGGAGGAGAAUUCAGAAUUGCCUUCUAUCUGUUUUAAAAAAAAAAAGAGAGAAUAUUGCCCCUGUUUUUUUGUAAAGUUCGAUAACUUGCCUUCGUUGUAGCAUUAGAAAGUAAAGUGAGGCUGUGAAUGCUGCAAACGCGAACCCUGAACACACCAGAAUGAAUGUAUGGUCCUACAUGGUCGCAGUAUUUGUAUGUUUAGGGAUGUGUGCAAUGUAAAAAAUACACUAAAAACAUACCAAAAGGCAGUUUUAGUGAAGAAUGUCCUGUUAAACUAUGUUUAUGCUGUCAAAGCCAGAGUUGUCCUAACAAUCUGUGAUCAUGUGUCACUGUCAAUAUGUAGACAGACCAAGCCAAAGCUGUUCUUGAACUUGAGCCUAGUUGCCCACUUUGUCACUUUUUGUAUUUUUCUUUAUUUGUAUCUCUUUCUUAAGGUACCGUGUGGGCGGUUUUCCCUUUACAACAGUGUUCUACAGAUGAAGUUUUCAUUGAAAGUAUCUUUUAUUGCAUUUCUCUGCUGCACUGGAGUGCCUUUAUUUUUUUUAUGACUUCUAUAAUUUGUAUGCAUAACUUUAAACUGAUCUAUUUAUAUAUCUCAAAAAUGAGAGAAAGAUGUUUAUAAAGAAAGCCCUGUCUUCUGAGAAGGAGUGAUACAUAUGUAUCAGAUUGUGUGAAGAACUAUUUAACAGGUGCAUUAUUAUUGUUCCUUAACAAGUCAAAGCACAUUUAUUGUUCCUUAUGAUUAAUAAACAUUCUAAUUAAUAAAUGUAUUACAUGACUAAUUUCUUUCAUUCAACAUGAAAUAUUUAUUCACUGUUAAUAUGUUAAAAUCAUGGCUUUCACGUGAUCAAUUAUUAUUUCUUUCUACUAAUUAUUUCUGCUCCUGCCAAACAAAAGGAAGAACAUUUAUACUUC
Messenger RNA from Morone saxatilis (striped sea-bass), 2487 nucleotides. RefSeq names its product nuclear factor 7, ovary-like. The coding region runs from base 177 to 1571 and encodes 464 amino acids. The record is from RefSeq and is a predicted model, not a curated record. NCBI's taxonomy places the organism in Eukaryota, Metazoa, Chordata, Actinopteri, Moronidae. The transcript has a single exon. Gene Ontology annotation, molecular function: zinc ion binding; protein binding.